AUGAGCGACCGAGGGAAAGUUUUGGCUUCGACCGCGUGCGCGGUGAUCGCGACGUGCGGAAUCACGCUCGCGAUCGCUCGUAAGACGGCGCGCGGGCGGAUGUUCGCGAUCAAAGAUGAUGACUCUGUGUCCACAAAAAUCCAAAAUGAAGACGUUUCAGACGACGCGCGCGCGCGACCGAUCGCGUUGGUGCUCACGUCACAUCCGGACGAUGAAUCGUACUUCUUCGCGCCGACGAUUCAGUUCUUGAGGCGUUCGGGGCGUUCGGUACACCUGGUGUGCUUGAGCGACGGCGCGGCUGGCGGAGACGGCGAAGAGAGGAAACGAGAGUUGCUCAAGGCGAAGGAGGCGCUCGAGAUCGAGGCUCUGUGCGUGGUCGAGACGGAGGAUUUGAGAGACGGGAUGGAUCGCGAUUGGCCCAGAGAGACGGUGAUGGCUGUGUUGGACGCGUACGAGGAGGGGGCUCCAGGGGCGAUCGAGUCUGUGGUGACAUUCGACGGUCGAGGCGUGAGCGGACACAUCAAUCACGUAGCGACGCACGAGGGGGCGAAGAUGUGGAUCGAACGGAAGAAGGAUGUGUUGGCAGCGAAUGGGGGCGACGGAUCGGUGCCGCGAGUGUGGGUAUUGGAGACGACGAAUAUUGCGCGCAAGUAUUCCGGAGCGCUGGACGCGGCGACGUCGUAUUUGACUACGUUGGUCGAUUCGAGGCGCGCAUUCAUUCCUUGCUUGUCCUUAGCCGAGAGCUUCAGAGCCGUUCGUGCGCAUAAGUCGCAGUUCGUGUGGUAUCGUAAGCUCUUCUUCGCGUUCUCUAGGUACACGUAUUUGAACACGCUGCGCCGCAUCGAUUAA
Messenger RNA from Ostreococcus tauri, 849 nucleotides. Its product is annotated as N-acetylglucosaminyl phosphatidylinositol deacetylase. Lineage: Eukaryota; Viridiplantae; Chlorophyta; Mamiellophyceae; Mamiellales; Bathycoccaceae. The coding region runs from base 1 to 849 and encodes 282 amino acids. Gene Ontology annotation, molecular function: N-acetylglucosaminylphosphatidylinositol deacetylase activity. Gene Ontology annotation, biological process: GPI anchor biosynthetic process. The record is from RefSeq and is a predicted model, not a curated record. The transcript has a single exon. Gene Ontology annotation, cellular component: endoplasmic reticulum.